This is a messenger RNA of Adineta steineri, 645 nucleotides long. NCBI's taxonomy places the organism in Eukaryota, Metazoa, Rotifera, Eurotatoria, Adinetida, Adinetidae. The record is from the annotation of a GenBank genome assembly.
AUGAAUUUCACUCAACCACCACCACCACCUCCACCAUUACAAUCAACUGUACAACAACAACAACCACCAUUAUUACAACAACAGCAGCUGCAACCACCACCAUUUCAAAGUGGUGUUUACGGGCGAAAUGAUUAUUAUUAUAAUUAUAAUAACAAUUUAUACUGUGGAAAUAAUAAUAAUCAACGGCCGUACAAUAAUCGUCGAAAUAAUAACAAUAAUUAUAGAAAUCCACAACCAAUGCAGCAAACAAGAAGAUUUCAACAACAAAGAAAUCGAUUCAAUUCAAGAUCGGUGUCCCGGUCUAGUACAAGACAACCACGUCGAUUUAAUAAUAAACCAAGACUAAAUAUAUUAAACAAUUAUAUGCCAGCACAAUUUAGAAGUCGAUCAUCAUCAUCAAGUACUCGUAAUCUGCCAACAAAUUUUAAUCUAAAUAAUACUCAACCAUUUAUUGUUGAUAAUAAUAAUCAACAGGAACCAAUGAAUAGAGAUGAUGAUGCAAAUGGUUUAAUUCAACAACAACCAAGAAAUAAUCGUCAACAGGCAACUACAGCUUCUUAUAGACGUCGACAACGUCGUACAUAUCAACAUCAGCAACAACAAUAUACACACAAUAAUCGAUUUGCUGAAUUAGCUGAUAUUUAA